UACCUUCCACUCACUACACACACUUGCAGAGAUUAGCGCGCAGGCAGCGGUAAUCUGGUUUCAGGACCACGGCCAGAGACUCCGGUUGGCCACGAAUCCUGUCGAAAGUUGCCUCCAUCGCGCCGUGCACCUUUGGAGGCACCAAAAAGUGUGAAGAAGUUCGUUUGGAGGACUUUGGCAAAGUGGGACUGACAAUGUUUGCUCGGCUGAUUUUUUAUAAAGGCAGUUGAAACAGAUUAAAUCUCAGUGUCGCUGACAAGAGAUUCCGUUACACAAGAAAUUACAGGUUAAGGAGUCAAUUAGGUAAAAUCAAGGUGUUUUUUUUUAAUGUGUGAGUGAGAAACACGGGGCGGAGGGAGUAGAGGAGAAGGCUGUGCGCUCAAUCGGGAGCGCGCAAAGACUGCACAUUGGUCGGAUCCUGGAGUCGUGAGGAUGGAGAUCCGGCCGGACAGGUUUAAGGUCGUGGCAGCCAAGACUCUCGGGAAAAUAUACGGAGCUCUUGAGAAAAAGCAGGAAAAUGGUGAAACCAUUGAGCUGUCGGCAGAGGGCCGGCCGGAGCUGGUGGAGGAGAAGGAGAUGCCCGUGGUGGACUGCACGUGCUUCGGUCUGCCCAGGCGCUACAUCAUCGCCAUCCUCUCUGGCAUCGGCUUCUGCAUCUCCUUUGGUAUCCGAUGUAACUUGGGCGUGGCCAUUGUCAGCAUGGUCAACAGCCACACCAUCUUCAGAGACAACAAGGAGGUCAUAGUGAAAGCUCAGUUUGACUGGGAUCCAGAAACAGUGGGAAUGAUCCACGGGUCCUUCUUCUGGGGAUACAUUGUAACCCAAAUCCCAGGAGGGUUUAUCUGUCAGAAGUUUGCAGCAAACAGAGUGUUUGGCUUUGCUAUAGUGGCCACGUCUUGCCUGAAUAUGCUCAUCCCCUCAGCAGCACGGAUACACUUUGGCUGUGUAAUCAUUGUCAGGAUAUUUCAAGGACUUGUGGAGGGGGUUUCAUAUCCAGCCUGUCAUGGUAUUUGGGCAAAAUGGGCGCCACCUCUUGAAAGAAGUCGCUUGGCCACGACAGCCUUUUGUGGUUCUUAUGCUGGUGCUGUGAUUGCCAUGCCAUUAGCUGGAAUCCUAGUCCAGUACUCAGGAUGGUCAUCAGUUUUCUACGUCUACGGAAGUUUUGGGAUCAUGUGGUAUUGCUUCUGGAUCCUGGUGUCCUAUGAAAGUCCAGCAGCUCAUCCCACCAUCACUGAGGAGGAGCAGAAAUAUAUUGAGGAAAGCAUUGGCGAGUCGGCCCAACAUACAGUAACGAAAUUCAACACACCGUGGAGGUCCUUCUUCACGUCCAUGCCAGUGUACGCCAUCAUCGUGGCUAAUUUCUGCAGAAGCUGGACUUUCUAUUUGCUUCUCAUCAGCCAGCCUGCAUACUUCGAGGAGGUGUUUGGUUUCGAGAUUAGCAAGGUGGGCAUAGUUUCUGCACUUCCCCACCUCGUCAUGACCAUCAUCGUGCCCAUAGGCGGCCAGAUUGCUGACUAUCUGCGCUCCAAUCAAAUCAUGACCACUACUAAUGUCAGGAAACUUAUGAACUGUGGAGGGUUUGGGAUGGAGGCAACCCUGCUGCUAGUGGUGGGAUUCUCGCAUACAAAAGGUGUUGCCAUUACAUUCCUGGUCCUGGCUGUGGGGUUCUCUGGCUUUGCCAUUUCAGGUUUCAAUGUCAACCACCUGGACAUUGCACCGCGCUAUGCUAGUAUCCUCAUGGGUAUCUCCAAUGGUGUGGGCACUUUGUCUGGUAUGGUUUGCCCACUUAUAGUUGGUGCCAUGACGAAGCAUAAGACACGGGAAGAGUGGCAAGGGGUGUUUCUUAUCGCCUCGCUUGUUCAUUAUGGAGGUGUUAUAUUUUAUGGCAUCUUUGCAUCUGGAGAAAAGCAAGCUUGGGCAGAGCCGGAGCAGCUGAGUGAUGAAAAAUGUGGCAUCCUGGAUGAGGAUGAGCUUGCAAACGAGACGGAGGAGCUGUAUCGCACAAGUGGCGGGGCAGGCUACGGAGCCAUGAACCAGGGAACGGAUCCCAAUGGAGCUGGAGGCAUGGGAGGAGGAGGCUGGGUCUCAGAUUGGGACAAAACUGAGGAGUAUGUCCAACCAGCCGGAACCAAUAAUUACCUGUAUGGAGGAGAGGGGGACCGAGAGUUAACAUAAAACCAGCAGAUCUUCUGCACAUAGCCUUUACUGAGGCAGAAACAUUACAUCAACAGCGUGAAGUUUCACCCCAUGGCAUGAAGAACUUUGAAAGUGUGGAUUUAAAAUCGAAUGCGGGAGGGGACCACUUUCAGCAAGUCUGACUGUAUUAUCACUACUGAACUGAUUUCAAAGAGACUCCUCAGUGGAGGUGAUGACAUUAGUAAAAUGUGUAAAAUGUGUAUUUGUGUGUGCAAUUGUGUACCUUGUCUGACAGACAAUCUAAGUAAGAGUGUUUUAGGCCUGGUGUGGCUUUUGUUGAUGUUUAUUCACUGUAAUAAUUGUAGAAAUUUAUAUAUUAUCUGACAGUAUUUCAUUUGUAUGCCUCUCACUUAUAUUUGAAUCAUUACAAAUCUUUAGGCACACACUGGUCAAAUGCGCACCCCUGUUGCUGCGUGAAAACCUGUUGAGUUUGAUGAAUUGGUUUUUAAAAAGUUUCCACUUAAGUUAAAAAGGAGAAUCACCAAAACCGGACCUACAAGGUUUUCACAAUGUUAUAAAAGCUUUUUUUCCUCUCUAAAAGUAAUGUUAAGUUUUGUCCUUAAUGUGCACACUUUAAAGAAAAAGCCUGUUACUUGUGCCAAUACAACAAAAUAUUUUGCUUUGUAGUAUUGGUUUAUUCAUCCACAAAGAAAAUAAUUGAACACCUGCACAUAUUACUGUACACAGCUUUCUGUGAAGUCUAAAUAGCCCAUGCUCAUAUUUUUAGAUGCAGCAUUUUGAUUCCCGUGUGCAGAAAUGUUUUAUGUACUAGGCCUCGAACCUGUCUGCCUGCCGAUAAACCGGGGAAUAACAAUGCCUCAUAUAGGACGGGAAGGAAUGUAAUAUGCAGGGUAGUUCAGAGACACUUUUGUCAGGUCACUUUGAGAGUGUUUUCUUCAAAAUCAAAUAUCAUAAUUUUGGUAAAUAUGCUUUUCUUGUAAUAUAUGCUUCAUUGAUGUUAUUCUGUUAUGUUAGUGUUGUGUUCAGGCAUUUCAUGCUCAUCCGGACAAGCACUUUGCUGUCAGUAUACAACCUAAGACCCCCCACACAUGCCAGUCUCUGCUGUUUGUCGCAAUGUCAAGGCACAAAAAACACACAGCCAAGACUGUAGUGUGGUGCCAGUUAUGUAACAUAUGACAAAAUUAAAAACUGUGCAAAUAAAAUGAGAAUGUUAGUCCCAUGGAGCCACCAUGUAGAUCUGAGUCAAUCUCAGUAACAGGUGAACUUGCUUUAUUUAUUAGUGCUGCAAGCUUAUGCUAUAAUCAGUAAAUAAAAGACCAGUUAAAAGGCUGAUAAUGGACAACAAAACAAUGACACUUCACUGUACAUGAGCAAUUUGUUUUACAUUUGUUAGUAGAUAUUUUAAUGUAUCUAGCAAGCUCCAAAAUGAAGGUUUAAGAUAGAAAAAUAUCAAUUUUAGAUCAUGGAGUUCUCCAAUAGACUAAUUAUUAAAUUUUAGGGUUUUUACUAUUUUUGUCAUUUUUCAUUCAUUUCUUGUUAAAUGUUUUGUUCUGUAUUGUAAACUACAACUGUAUCUGUAAAAAUCAUGUACAUGUGGAAUUUAUUGUAUAAUAAAACCUAGAGGUGAUAAUUCCUUUACAAUAA
Epinephelus lanceolatus (giant grouper) is the source of this 3801-nucleotide messenger RNA. Its product is annotated as vesicular glutamate transporter 1-like. Gene Ontology annotation, cellular component: excitatory synapse; synaptic vesicle membrane. Lineage: Eukaryota; Metazoa; Chordata; Actinopteri; Perciformes; Serranidae. The record is from RefSeq and is a predicted model, not a curated record. Gene Ontology annotation, biological process: neurotransmitter loading into synaptic vesicle; regulation of synapse structure or activity; transmembrane transport. Gene Ontology annotation, molecular function: neurotransmitter transmembrane transporter activity; L-glutamate transmembrane transporter activity.